Messenger RNA from Cadophora gregata, 1989 nucleotides. RefSeq lists its product as uncharacterized. Gene Ontology annotation, molecular function: carbohydrate:proton symporter activity. Gene Ontology annotation, biological process: transmembrane transport; carbohydrate transport. Bases 22 to 1770 code for a protein of 582 amino acids. Lineage: Eukaryota; Fungi; Ascomycota; Leotiomycetes; Helotiales; Ploettnerulaceae. The record is from RefSeq and is a predicted model, not a curated record. The transcript is spliced from 4 exons. Gene Ontology annotation, cellular component: membrane.
UGAUUUGGGUCGUCUUUGUUGAUGAUCUCGGAGUGCAGUAGCUUUCCAGUUUGCGUAUCAGAGUUUACGUUUGGUUCCGGAUCUUAUCAACCCUCCCAUUUCGCUCGCUUUUCAGCGCGACUCCAUUCAGAGAGGUUAUUUCACCCUAAGAGUAUGGCGGAUAUCGACAAUAAAGCAGAUUUGGCGAAACAUGUCGAAGCUGUCGAUGCCAUCCCCAGUAAAGUCCUCGUCGAGAAUGCCGCCGUGGGCUCAGACCUCGAGCACGAACUUGCACCAUGGGCAGCGAUAAAGGCGUACCCGAUGGCCGUCUUCUGGUGUCUGAUGGUCUCGAUGUGUGUGGUCAUGGAAGGAUACGAUCUCAUCCUGAUCGGAAACUUCUACGCCUAUCCAGCUUUUGCGAAGAAGUAUGGCGAAUAUGUUGCGGAGACCAACAACUAUCAGCUCACCGCGCCAUGGCAGGUGGCUCUUGGGAACGCAUCUGGUAUUGGAGCCUUUUUCGGUGUCCUGGCCAACGGAUAUCUGGUUGAUAUCUUUGGAAAGAAAAAACUACUACUUUGUUCUCUUGUGGUUCUGUCCUGCUUCAUUUCCAUGACUUUCAAAGCCGACACCAAAGUCAUUCUACUUCUCGGUGAAAUGCUGUGUGGUCUUCCUUGGGGUGUCUUUGCUACCACGGCGCCGGCUUAUGCAUCUGAAGUCCUUCCGCUUUCACUGAGAGUGUACAUGACUUCGUACACCAACAUGUGUUUCAUCAUGGGUCAACUCAUCGCAGCAGGCGUCCUCUCCUCGCUCAGCACGCGCAAUGACCAAUGGGCUUACCGAAUCCCAUUCGCCCUGCAAUGGGCUUGGCCAGUUGUUCUUUUCCCCAUUCUACUGUUCGCACCGGAAAGUCCCUGGCAUCUAGUCCGCCACGGAAAGCUCGAAGAAGCCGAAAAGUCUCUCGCUCGUUUGGUGCGAAAGUCCGCCAACAUCGAUCCCAAGAAAACACUUGCCUACAUCGUCCACACCAACGAAUUGGAACGCGAGAUUCAAGCUGGUACUUCCUAUCUGGACUGUUUCAAGGGUGUGGAGCUGAGGAGGACGGAGAUCGCAUGUAUGGCUUUUGCUGGGCAAGUGUUUGCUGGCUCGCUAUUUGCGUACAACUCGACCUAUUUCUUCCAGCAGAUCGGCCUAGGUACGAAGGCGACAUAUCGUAUGAAUGUUGGUGGCACAGGGAUGGCUUUGGCUGCAACGCUCAUUUCGUGGUUCGCCAUAAUGCCGUACGUGGGAAGACGAACGAAUUACCUCUGGGGAAUGGGAACCAUGACAGUAAUACUCUUCCUGAUCGGCUUCUUGAAUAUUAAAGAAAGAGAUGACAAUAUCGUUAUCACCCAAGCAGCUUUGACCUUAAUCUGGACCUUCGUCUUCCAGCUGUCUGCGGGGCAACUCGGUUGGGCUUUACCAGCAGAAGUUGGAUCCACGCGACUGCGCCAGAAAACCAUCUGUCUCGCCCGCGAUGCGUACUACAUCAUAAAUUUUGCAGCUCGUACACUGGAACCGUAUUUUCUCAAUCCGAGAGAGUGGAAUUUGAAGGGCUACACCGGCUUUGUGUGGGGUGGUACGGCUUUGUUGACUUUCAUCUGGGCAUUUAUUCGAUUGCCGGAAACGAAGGAUAGAACUUUUGGAGAGAUUGAUAUAUUGUUUGCAAACAGGGUUCCAGCGAGGAAGUUCAGGAAGUAUAAUACGGAUUUGUAUAAUGAGAGUGCGCCCAUCGUGGAGGAGGCUAGGUCAUGAUUGAUAGCUGCUUAUUCGCUUAGCAGCGAACUCGGGUUCCUCUCUGAAGCGCAGAACCAAAUCCUUGUGUAGUUUAGUCAAGGGUCGCGCGUGAGCUUUGAGCUGAGAAAUCUGACAGUCUGAAUGGCUGGAUGAUUUCCUGAAGUAAGCUAUUCAUGAUUUUGAUUGCAUGAGUGCUGUUUGGCGACGGCCCUUGAGCUGUGCAAUGAUAUUCCCAAC